AUGUUAAACGCAUACGUGAGGGCGAAAAACUACUAUGCCGAUAAGCACGAUGACAAGCAGCUAGACUGUCAAUUCUGUGGGCAGCAUCUCAGCAGACCUCAGAUUCAGCGGAUACACGAAAAGUCACAUACGCAUCAAGUUUUGUGCCCAAGACUAUGGUGUACUCAGCGAUUUGAAACGUGGGAUGAGGCACUGGAGCAUGGCCUCGGCGAAGAGCACGAUUUCACGGAAACUCUGCUCUACACAUGCCCUCUGGAAAACUGCAGAAUCACAGUCACAAAACGACCAAUGACAAGGCAUGCCAUGAAAGCCCAUUGGAACACCCAUGUAGCCUAUGGACAUGUGGCCCCAGAUAUAGAGCUUCAGGAGGUUCUCGCCGAGCCGUUGCCGUUUAAACCAUUUCCUCUGCUAACACGAAUUCACGAGUACUGUUCAGAAAUAGUCAUGGGACAGAAUGCCACAUCAAAUCGACCCAUGGAUGCACCCACAGAGGGUCUUCACUCUCCUGCUGAAGAUGAGGCUGAUGAUGAUGGUCUUGAGGAAGAGGACGUGGCAAACCUUGAAGAGGACAGCGGUACAAGCUACAUGCAAGAUUACGAUAACCUGUUCUCCGAGGAACACCACUCGCUUAUUCUAAGGGAACGAAAGCUAUUGGGAGAUUGGAGGCAUCGGGGAAUGCCUGCCCCCUCCAAGACACUACAUCCCACUCAUUUAAUUCUUCCGCCUGAUAGUCGGCCAAUUCGAAUCGGAAAAGAGAUGAGAUGA
This is a messenger RNA of Fusarium venenatum, 765 nucleotides long. RefSeq lists its product as uncharacterized. The record is from RefSeq and is a predicted model, not a curated record. Gene Ontology annotation, cellular component: nucleus. Gene Ontology annotation, biological process: regulation of transcription by RNA polymerase II. NCBI's taxonomy places the organism in Eukaryota, Fungi, Ascomycota, Sordariomycetes, Hypocreales, Nectriaceae.